AAUUUGAUCGAUCCGCCCUCAAUUGGCUGGAAAUUCACGACCGCCAGCACCAUCGGUUGCGUUGUCUUUGUCGUUACCAUCGGAUUGAGAUUAUACACUAGGUGGUUCCUUCUGCGAGCUGUAUCCUACGACGACUGUAGAUAUCUCNNCAUCCUUGCCCUUAUUGCUUGGUUCGUCUGUUUUGCCGUCUUCACUCUGGAUGUUCGAUACGGCAUGGGUAAGCAUAUCUGGGAUGUCACACUCGCGGAUUACUCGCCGCAUUUUCUUCUGAUGUGGACCAUGUCGGCUGUUGUCUACAUCACCGCCAUGCUUGCCAUCAAGUUCUCGAUUCUCAUGAUGUACAGACGGUUGUUUCCAAUCCAGAAUUUUCGCUGGCGGUGGUGGGUGGUGACACUGUUCACUUUUGGAUAUUCGAUUGGCGGCAUCCUCGCAACUGUAUUCUCUUGCACCCCGAUUCAUGCGGCAUGGGAUAUCACCGUCUCUGAUCGCCGUUGUAUCAACACUGGAGCAUUCUACAUUGCCAAUGGCGUCCUAAAUUCGAUCAGCGAUCUAAUGAUUCUGUUCCUCGCGUUACCAAUCGUUUGGGGACUGGCGCUUAGAAAAAGAGACAAAAUCACCCUAUGCGCUCUUUUUGGACUCGGCGGUGUCUCGUGUAUCAUAAGCAUCGUUCGUCUGAAGGUGCUGAUCGUUUACCUGAGAAACAACACAAGCGAUCCUACGUACUAUCUUGGUGACGUCGGAGUUUGGACG
This is a messenger RNA of Aureobasidium vineae, 750 nucleotides long. Lineage: Eukaryota; Fungi; Ascomycota; Dothideomycetes; Dothideales; Saccotheciaceae. The record is from the annotation of a GenBank genome assembly.